ACAUCAAAAAGUAUGCGAGAGAUUGUGUGGAAAGUUCUUACUAAAAGUAUAUACUCCUUUUUAGCGCUAUCUUAUGUUUCUUCAAAUGAACUAAAGUGUCCAAUUUGUACUAUUUAAUGCAUAACUGCAUCGAGAUAUAAAUAAAUAAAAAUAUUUUCUAAACGUUUAUGUAGCAGAUGCUCAAUUUUAUUAAUAAAUCUAAUUGGGAGAGAAAAAUUUUCAGUCAGAAAUUAUUUGAUGAAACAUUCUGAUGUAUCUGCCAAUUUCAUAUAUAACAUGUAUUUUAUGGUCAUGUUUUACUACUACGUUUACAUUUACAAAUGCAUGUAUGAAUUGCUCCAGGGUUGAAUUUUCAUACGUUUAGAAAUUCGAUUAUUAAAUUUUUUGAACAUUUACGCUUCUAAUUAUUAAGAAGUGAAUGAAAUGCCACCCAAAAAAGCACCUGCUCCUAGCAAAAAGUCGGAGCAGAAGAAAAAGGAAAAAGUUAUUGAGGAUAAGACAUUCGGUAUAAAGAACAAGAAAGGUGCCAAACAACAGAAAUUUAUUCAACAAGUAGAGAAGCAGGUAAAAUCUGGUGGUGUUAACCCACGGAAAUUAGAAGAUCCUAAUGUUAAAAAGCUCGAAAAAGAAAAAAAAUUAAAGGAGCAGAAAGAAUUAGCUCUCAUAUUUAAACCUGUGCAAACACAAAAGAUAGAUAAAGGAACUGAUCCGAAAUCAGUGGUAUGUGCAUUUUUCAAACAAGGACAAUGCACAAAAGGAGAUAAGUGUAAAUUUUCUCAUGACUUAAGCGUGGAAAGGAAAGCUGAAAAACGUUCAUUAUACUGUGAUAUGAGAGAUGAUGAUGAUAAGGAAACUGAUACAAUGGAUAAGUGGGAUGAGGAUAAGCUGAAAGAAGUAGUGGAAAAGAAGCAUGGUGGCGGUAAUCGCCCAACCACUGAUAUUAUUUGUAAACAUUUUUUGGAAGCAGUGGAGAAAGCAAAAUAUGGUUGGUUCUGGGAGUGUCCCUCAGGUCAAAAAUGUAUUUAUAGGCAUGCACUACCACCUGGUUUUGUUCUAAAGAAAGAUAAAAAGAAAGAGGAUAAAAAGGAUGAAAUUUCAUUAGAAGAUUUAAUUGAAAAAGAGAGAGCUAAUUUAGGACCAAAUCAGACUAAAAUAACAUUAGAGACAUUCUUAGCAUGGAAGAAAAGAAAAUUAAGGGAGAAGAAAGAACAAGCUCUUAAGGAUGAGGAAAAGAGACGAAAUGAUUAUAAAGCCGGCCGGCAAGUUGGUAUAUCCGGUAGAGAAAUGUUCUAUUUCAAUCCUGAGCUUGCAGCUGGAGAUGGUAUUGAUGAUGGAGACGAAGCAAUAUCUAGUUAUGUUCGUGAAGAAGAAGAAGAAGACGAAGGGGAGGAAAGAGUUGAAUAUAGAGAACUUGAUAUGGACAGGCUUGCUUUUGAACCUAGUGAAAUUGAUACUUCUGGAAUAACUGUUGCCUCUAUAGAUCGUUUGAAAGAUGAUAAAGUUACAAAUAAUGAAGAUUCUACUGUAGUUACAGUUGGUGAAGGUGCAGCUGCAUUAGCAAUCAAUGAAAAUCUAUUUAAGGAAGAAGAUUUAGAGGGCUUAGAAGAGGAAUUAGAAGAUUUAGAUUUAGAAGAGUGAUUUAGAUUUAUAAUUUGUUAAAUUUUUCCUUCUACUGAGUGUCUCAAUUAUCUGUAUUUUUACAACAUAUGUAUUAUCUGCCUAUUAUAUAUACACUAUACAUAUGUAAAUUCACUAGUUCCAGAUAUAAUUUCCUGUAUAUUCUCAUUUACAUUUUUACGUUCUAUUUGCAAUAGGUACACACAUAUAUAUAUUUAUAUACAGAGCUGGACCUAUGAACGCUAUUCUGUUAAUGAAAUUGUAAUUUUUAACUUUUUACGAUUCAAAGUAUAAUUCUGUUCUAAUCCAUUGUUAUUUACCAUUUGUGAAAGUUACAACUAUAAAUUUAUGUCGCAACUAUAGAAGUAAUUAAAUUGUUAUUGAUUUUUAUUAA
This is a messenger RNA of Osmia bicornis bicornis, 2011 nucleotides long. Its product is annotated as zinc finger CCCH domain-containing protein 15 homolog. Gene Ontology annotation, cellular component: cytosol. Lineage: Eukaryota; Metazoa; Arthropoda; Insecta; Hymenoptera; Megachilidae. The record is from RefSeq and is a predicted model, not a curated record. The transcript has 7 exons. Bases 424 to 1638 code for a protein of 404 amino acids. Gene Ontology annotation, molecular function: metal ion binding; mRNA binding. Gene Ontology annotation, biological process: cytoplasmic translation.